AUGGCACAACAACAACAAGCUAAAACAACAAUGACUGUGAAGUUGGAUGAUAUUUCAAUGGAGAUUGAUAAGGACUAUCUUGUUUACCUGUGGAAUAGAAUCCUCCAUACCAUUGGCAAUCCAAAUGCCAUUAAGAAUCCAAACAUCUUUGCCGCUGCUAUCAGUGGUAUCUUCCAGAUGGUGACUAUGUUCUUGUCGUCCACUCACGACGGUAACUCGAUUUUAGCUAUCUUUGGUUCGUGGUUGUUCGAGGCAAUCAAGACAAUUCGCUUUGGUUUCGACGAGGGUGUAAGUCUUGCAACAGAGAUUCUUGCCAACAUCUUCCAUAUCUGCUCGGCAAAGAUCUCGUUUGAGCCGAUCUACCUGGCAAGUUUCUACUCUUGUUUGUCAGAGGUGCUUUGGUGCGACGGUAAAAUCCUUUUCUCUGGUAUCAUUCACACUCAGAUGCUGCUGGCAACAGAACUUCCAGGUUGCCGUAUUCUCGUGCCAUCUUACAUUCGUGCACUCGGACGUAUUCUAACGAUUAUUCCAGGUUCAUCGAGUGAAUAUCUACGUCGUUCCGCCAUUAGAAUCUUGGGACAAAUCAUGUGUUUGUCGAAUCGUUUCGAAAACGUUCAGUUCUACCACUUUUUCAAUAAGCGUCCAAUGGAGUAUUACCCACCACUGCCAUCGGACGUCACUGGAAAGCACGAGCUACUCCAACCGGAUCUCAAUGUAUUCCGUGACGUUCGACUACAUGUCGCCCAUUUGAUUCUCUCGUCGCUCAACACUGAGACAUCGCCUUCCAACUUGUCCACUUUGAUCUGGUACAUUUUGGAGUUCCAAUUGGAGCAUCAACAUCGCAAUGUCACUCUGAUGCCCGACGGUAAGAGUUCGACCGUUGCUUUCAUCAACACAAGCAUCAACAUCAUCUUGAAAAAGGCAACGUCGUUCACCGGACAAUGGCCAGCGGAAGUUAUCACCCAUGCCUUCCAGUUGCUCAGUGUCUUGGCUACUCACCAUGCAUCGAUCCCAACGUUUGUGCAACUGGCUCACACCGUCGUAAGAAAGCUAUGUAAAUUCAUCAUUUUCAAGUCACGCGAAGUACCCAUCUCCAUCGAGAAUGAAGAGUUGAUUGUACUGGCUCUACACACCAUUGGCCAAUGGGUGGUAGUCAGUGGUUGGAUCUUUGAUGGCAACUACAAGACUGACACUUCCACUCUUUACAUGUUGUUCGAUGCACUUACUAUUGCACUUGGCGGUAAGAAUCCAAACGAGGAAACUUCCUCGAAUGCUUCGACCGGAAGUGGAAGCGGUGGAAUCUCUGGCGUUCCACUCAGCGGUCAAUCAUCGCAAUCAUCGCCAUUCGGUGUUGGUUCACUCCAACCACCUGCCUCUGCAUCCACCAACAGCCCAGCAACAUCAUCUUCCUCCUCGUCCAAUUCAUCCGGUGGUCAGUCGACUGCUAGUGGCGCCAACGGUGCAGCGUCGGCAACACCAGCCAAGACGCGCAAAAUCACAAACAAUCCACAUAUUCCAUCGAGAAUCAAAGAUAUUGCACAAUGUACAUUCGAUACCAUAAUGAAUAGAAUGAGUAACUUUCCAAAUCCCUACAACUUUGGUCCGACUUCUCAAACCUCAUCGGCCUGGAAGGAAGACGACAUUAUCGAGUCGAUCCGCGCACAAGCCAAACAGGCCGGCGAACCCAACUUCCCUGUGGAACAAUGCAUUCGUUUCUACUCGAUUAAUGACGCGACAUUGAUUACAAUGAUUGAUCAGCCAUUUGGAGCGAACGGUCCUUACACCACGAUCAUCAUCCGUGAUUCAUCGGGUCGUUACGUUAUCAAUGCCGACUUGGCGUAUUUGCCUUUCAAACCAAAGGAUGAAAACGACGGAUUGGCAAACGGAGGUGAUAGAGCAGCUGGUGACAGUGAAGUCGCCGGCGCUUGGGAAGAAGACAAACCACUGUCAGUGCUGCCAGCGCGUAGCAGCACCGACGGUCACAAACCAUUCACUGCCAACUAUAGCAACCAAGAAGAUUUCACAGAGAUACAGAGUUAUCUCUCUAAUAAAUCGGAUUCUAUAUUCCAACGAUCGACUGUAUCGCUUAUCAAAACGGAAAGCGAUGUACUAUCAACUCUAAACUAUGGUUUGGAACCAAAGAUUGCAUUGCAAGCAGUCAAAGUUGGUAAUCGUUACCAAGGCGAUUGUAAAUUCCAAAACUCAAGAUUGCUUCUUUCCAACCUUGGAUUCCUCUCGUUGGAAUCCAAAGGAAAAGUUUCACAAAUGGAGAAUACCGUUACAUUCUACCAAGCGAUUUGCUCGCUCGAUCAAGUACCGGAGCGACUGCAAUCCAGAGUCGGAGUGUUGUAUGUAAAGGAAAACGAUACCACCGAGGAGGAGGUAUAUAGCAAUGUUAUAGAAAGCGAUACUCCCAAGGAUUACAUUGACUAUGUAAGCUCGCUCGGUUGGAUGGUUGACCUGCCCACUCACAAAGGAUACCUCGGUGGAUUGGACACCCGAGGAAUGCACGGAAAGUAUGCACCUUACUAUGCCAACAGUGCAACGGAGACUAUAUUCCACGUGCCAACACACAUGCCAAAUCAAGGUACCUCCAUCGAACACAAACGAAAGUUGCUGAGCAAAGACAGUGUUGUCAUCGUUUGGUACGAAGGAACACUCGAGCAAUAUGAACAGUUGAAGCUAGAGACGAUUUCCUCGCGUAUCCAAAUCGUUAUUACACCGUUGGAUUCCGAGUUGUUUAGGGUGAAGACUUACAAGGGUGUCUUCAACAAGACAACUGGUUUCGGUCCAAUCGUAAACGAUGAUAUCAUUGUCAGUAAGCAUAUACUACACGAGGUUACCAAGUCGACUGCUGUCAAUGCUUUCCAACAGUUGUCCACCAGUGACACCAAGAACUCACAUCCAUUCAUUCAAAGAAGAAGAAUGAUCUACGAUAUCUCCAUCUCUUUCAAGCGCGAGUUGUCAGUCCAACAAAACUAUUCCAACACUUUCCAAUCGCUCGAUGAAGAUCAAUAUUACAAAACACCGGUAUUCAGUAGCAGCACCGAGCUGGAUAUCUUCAAACAAGUUAAACCAAGCCAAAAGUCAAAUACAAACAAUAAUACAUCGAUAAGUAUUGGAACACAACAAAAAGAACAACAACAACAACAACAACAACAAAAGGAACAGCUACAACAAAAAGAACAACAGCAACAGCAACAACAACAACAAUCUAGUUCAACAUCAUCACCAAUUGUUGCACCACAAACACCUGGAAAAUCAACUUGGAGAGAAUCCGUUACACUUUCAUCUCCAAUCAAUCCAAAUCGUCAAUCGAUACAAUUGAAACCACUUGCUCAAGUCAAUCCAACAUCACCAACCACUUCACCAAUCAAAACAUCAUCGUCAUCCUCUGGUUCAUCAGGAUCAUCCUCUUCCAGUAAGAAUUGGGGUAGUAUCCUCAGACCCAACCUUAGUAAGAGUGAUUCCAGUUCUGGAGCAUUGGCCAAAGAUACCUCAUCUCAAUCCUCUACCUCUACUUCCACUUCAUCGUCGUCUAACCCGACUUCAAGCACAACAACACCUUCUCGUGGUAAUUUCUUCACAAGAAGACCACAAAGUACAGAAGAAAAAGAUAAAUAA
Messenger RNA from Heterostelium album PN500, 3624 nucleotides. Its product is annotated as GTPase-activating protein. The transcript has a single exon. Bases 1 to 3624 code for a protein of 1207 amino acids. Lineage: Eukaryota; Evosea; Eumycetozoa; Acytosteliales; Acytosteliaceae. The record is from RefSeq and is a predicted model, not a curated record. Gene Ontology annotation, biological process: regulation of small GTPase mediated signal transduction; activation of GTPase activity. Gene Ontology annotation, molecular function: GTPase activator activity.